This is a messenger RNA of Capronia epimyces CBS 606.96, 3093 nucleotides long. RefSeq lists its product as uncharacterized. Lineage: Eukaryota; Fungi; Ascomycota; Eurotiomycetes; Chaetothyriales; Herpotrichiellaceae. Bases 1 to 3093 code for a protein of 1030 amino acids. Gene Ontology annotation, molecular function: mRNA binding. The transcript has 6 exons. Gene Ontology annotation, cellular component: nucleus; cytoplasm. The record is from RefSeq and is a predicted model, not a curated record. Gene Ontology annotation, biological process: nuclear division.
AUGCACAAGAUCAGCAACUUCACCGGCCAGGCCCGUCAUGGCUGGGAACGGAUGACUCCAGCAGCGUUCGGCAUGUCACGAUUCCACCAGGACAUGUCCACGCCGCAACCACUGAGACGUCCACAAGGCUCUCCCGCCAUCGUGUCACCAAUAUCAAGCGAACCAACGCCCGUCAAUCUUUCUUUCAACGUUCCCUUCUCCUACAACCUCGCCGGCCCGGACUCUGAAGAAAUUCUGCAUUCGAGCCCGGGUGCUUCUCAACGAUGGACCUUCCCAGCGGGCACUUCGGAGGGGACGCCGUGCCACCAGCUGCCGGUCCAUGUACAGAAUGAAGAGAGACUGCGUUCCCUGUGCUCGUACAUCAGUGAGCAGAGUGGAGGUCGUAUACAAGCAACGGUUACAUCCUCGGAGCCGAAGGCCGGACCUGCUCUACACAGAAAAUCCCAGGCAUUGGUGACAAAUGUGUGCAUUUCUGGCGAGGGCGAACUGGUUUACAAAAUGAGGGCCAAGAUUCUGAACGAGACUCCUAUUUUGAUGCGUUCCGCAAUUGUUGAUAUCGAUCCUGAUUUGAUCCUGGACGGCGCAGAAACCGGAAUCCGCUCCAGUGUUCUCAGCCAUAUUGAUCUUUGUGCCAAGUACACCGGAACCGACAUCUUUCUCCUCAAACCUCGUAAUGGAGAUGCUUCCUCCACCGGCGUUUCUUACGGCAGUGGCGCCGAUAGUGGCCUGGACCAGCGUUACCGAGUGAGCAUCUUCGGUGACAUGGAAAGUGUCGAACAUGCAAAAACUAGGGCAUUGAUGAUGAUCGAUCAAAUUCUCAAACACAAAAUCGACGUGAUCAAACUCGAAGUCACCAUGCACACCUUGGUCUCCGGUCGUACGGGGAAGAACAUCAAAAUGAUCGAAUCGGCGACAAAGACUGCCAUAUACUUUCCACCUCCAUUUCCUGGGGUCUUCGGAUACAUUCCGCCACAUGCUACACGUCGAGCGGCAGAUGAGAUCUUCAUUACCGGAGAAACGCAGGAACGGAUAAACCAGGCGAAGCAGAAGUUGAAAGAGCUGGUCGUGGGCAUCAAGCUAUAUUCCAAGGAUGUUGUGGUUUCGGCCAGUAAAAUUGAUAACAUCCUACUUGAUCGACUGGACAAAGUACGAAAGAUCAUGGAGACCAAUGGAUCCCACGUCCUGUUCCCGCAGCUUGCAAGCCAACGAGGUCUUGUACGAGUGCAAGGGACCGACGUCCUUAACGUCGAAAGGACGGUCAAAGAAAUCAUGGCUCUGGCGGGACAGUUUUUCAGUGCUUCCUGGUGGAUCAUGAUGCCUGAUCCGACACAAGGCUCAGGUCUUCGAGCACCGUCACCAGAGGAUGUCCGGGUCAUGCUGAGUGACAUUUGCACAAAUUCGGGUGCAGAGAUCAGCUUCGACAAGUUUACCUUCACCAUCAACGGCUCUGACGACGCGGUGAAAGCAGCAAUGAUGGUCAUCAAUCAAAUUCCCUUUGUCAAGAGGACUCCUCACCAGCUGAAGGUCAAGAUUGAACUUGCCAACGAGCACAAAGAGUUCGUUAGUGGGAAGAAGAAUGGAAAGAUUAACAAGAUCAUGGGUCAAAGCAAUGUGCAAAUCAUUUUUGACGGCUUCAACGAGUACAACUUCUACAUUGACGUUGUAGGCAGUCAAUACGAAGCUGUGAAAACUGGUCUAGACUUGGUGGAGCAGGAAAUGCCAGCCUCCAUUUCGUUCCAUGUCCCUGACCAGUACCACAAACGGAUCAUCGGAAUUGGUGGACAACAUAUCCAGCGCAUCAUGAAGAAGUACUCGGUCUUCGUGAAGUUCUCCAAUGCAAUGGACCGCGGAGGUGUGGGAAAGGACGACGAUGACAUCAAGGUGGACAACGUCAUCUGUCGGACACCUGCACGCAACGCACAGAGCUUGGACUUGGUGAAACAGGAGAUUAUGGAUAUGGUGGAAAAAGCUGACGCCGAGUUUGUCUCCGAGACCGUGGUCAUUAACAGACUCUACCAUCGCGAAUUGAUCGCACGAUUGACGGAAAUUGAGGACUUGGAGAAGAAAUGGAACUGCAAGAUUGACUUCCCAAACACCGAGCAGGCCAGUGACAUUGUCACCAUUUCGGGCCCAGAGUAUCAAGUCCCCCAGGCGGUAGAUGCAUUCCUUGGGAUGGUGCCUGAGAGCCACGAGAUUGCUUUCCAAAAAUCGGACGACCUGCAGGCUUUCUUCAGCAGUCCUGAAUUCUAUAACGACCUCUGUCCGAAACUGAGGAAUCAGUACGAAGUGGAUGUUCACGCCAAUCCCGACCUUGGCAGCCUACCGAAGUCUGCUACAGCUUCGGUGGAACGUAUCGUCGGCCCAUCCGAGGGGAGGCUUGUACUGACAUACACGCGAAACAAUGCAGGCGGGCUGAAGGAUGCGAUCGAUUACCUCAUAUCGCAGCUUGUACCUCACGGGCUCGACGCUACGACGGUCAAGGGUGCAAUUCCACGGCCUAAGUCAGACUCAUUCGAAGACUCUCUCCCUUUCUUUGACUCGAAGCUGUUGCAAAACGCGCCCUCUCUACAUUCCACCGACUCUCCAACACGCUUGAGCUUUGCAGAUGGCGACAGCACCCCGGUUUCGGAGCGUGCAUCUUUGUUCGACCGGCUUCGCAAACCGGGCAGCAUCUCAUCCUUCUCGUCCUUUAUGAGCCGCAAAAACCAGAACAACUCGCCGGGGACGUUCUUCAAGCAGGCCUCUUCUAACGCCAGUAAAGCGUCACUCAUCUCCAUGGAAAGUCGUGAGAGCGGUUACCGGAAUUUCUGGAACGAUAGUGGCGUCAACCUCCCCGAGGAGGAUGUUUCGGUCUCGCUCAGUGGUGGCUGGCCAUCACGUUUUCACGAAAACAAAUUCCCCUUUGGGACUGGCGGUGGUAUACCCGGAGACAGAACUCCCAAGCACGAGCCUCCUCGCGCCAGUUUUGACUCUGGAAGGCCACCGACAUCGCAUUCUCUGUCAUCCUACCCGGCCCCAAUCGGGCCACAUCACAUUCAGAUCCCCGGCGGCACCAACGGAUCUGCGCACAAUUUGAAUCUACCUUUGCGCUAG